CGGCCGCGACCUUCCCGAAUCUCGACUCGAGUAUCUAUCUCCCUCUCUCCUCUCCCCCUCUCUCUCGCACAUAUACACAGACUUGCAGAGAUACGGAUUUCUUUGUCGUCUUUAAUUUCAAAUCUCGGCGCCUCAGCUGAGCUCAGUGGGCUGGCGGCUUUGCUUUGCUCAUUGCUGAAGUCUCUCUCAGAUUCUCAGUUGCCGCUGCAUUCAGUAAUUCCUAAUUGACGGUUUCAACUUACCCAGAGGAGAUAACCCAUGCUAUGGAGACUGAGGAUUUAACCAAACUUCCCGCUUCCAGUAAUUCUGAACAUGGAAGUGAGAAUGAUGAUCAAUAUGAAUCUGGUUGUGAAGCCAUUAAAUCUGAUUCUCCACCUCUAAAUUCUGAGGCACUGGAUGAGAUUAAUGGGGAUGCCACUGGAACCAUGCUGGGUGGUGUACAUGAAAAUAUUGGAGCUUCGACAAUGACCGACUGCAAAAAAGAUGCAGGAAACAGCACCCGUGUGCUGCCGGUUGGCUUUGAAUUUACAGAAUCAGUUGCUGUAGUAGAAAAUAUAUCUGUCAGCUCUGUGCAUGUUGAAAAUGGAUCUCCAGCUGUUAAAAGUGAAAUCAGUUUGAGCAAUCAUAAGAAUGAUGAAACCUCUUUAGGUAAAAGGGAGAUAGGUACUGCUGGUUCUUUAUCUGGUGUUAAGAGACCCCGAAUAGCACUUGAUGAGCAGCAACCUUCAGUGCAUGUAAUCUAUAACUCUUUGCCCAGAGAAAGUAAACAAAAGCUCGAAGAGCUAUUACAGCAGUGGUCUCGGUGGCAUUCACAAAGCUGCUCAACAUCUGAUGAUUCGAAUUUAGUGCUGGAAUCUGGAGAAGAGACUUACUUCCCAGCUCUCCGUGUUGGCUUGGAUAAGCCUUCUGCAGUAACCUUUUGGGUGGAUAACCAAACAAAGAUACAGUCAAGUAAGGAGUUCAUACCAUUGGAUGGCACUUCUGUUCCUCUCUAUGAUCGUGGAUAUUCUUCAGCUUUGACUUCAGUUGAUGGUUCCAGCGGUUUGGACGGAGGAGUGGAGAAACUGGAGACCUCCCGUUGUUUUAACUGUGGUUCAUACAGCCAUGCACUGAAAGAUUGCCCUAAGCCACGUGAUAAUGUUGCUGUCAAUAGUGCUCGGAAACAGCACAAAUCCAGACGAAAUCAACAUGUUAACUCUCGUAAUUCGACUCGGUAUUAUCAAAGUUCUCGAGGAGGAAAAUAUGAUGGCCUGACACCGGGUGUGCUUGGUGCUGAAACACGAAAACUUUUGGGCCUUGGGGAGCUUGAUCCACCUCCAUGGCUUAACAGAAUGCGGGAAAUCGGGUAUCCACCUGGCUAUUUAGAUCCAGAUGUUGAGGAUCAGCCUUCAGGGAUUACAAUUUUUGGUGAUGAGACAAAUCAUGAAGAAGGUGAAGAAGGGGAAAUUCUUGAUAGCUACAUGGAGCCACCUAGGAAAAUGACUGUUGAAUUUCCAGGGAUAAAUGCUCCAAUCCCAGAAAAUGCUGAUGAAAGACUCUGGGCGCCAGUCUCUUCAACUGUUAAUCCAUCUAGCGAGCACCCCCACCACAGAGAUAAUCACUCAUCUGAACAUCUCAGAGGACACUACUAUACCGAGCAAAGGAAUAAUCACUCAUCAGAAAAUCUCAGCAGAGGACACUAUUACACUGAGAAAAGGUGGUUUGGGGAAAUGGAAGAUGAUGGCCCUCCUGGCUGUGAACCUGGAACUAGCCCUUCUCUAUCAAAUCAUUUCCGUAGACAUGGUGAUUAUGACUCUAGUCACCACUCCCAAAGUCCACAAACGAGUCAAUCGAUACCUUGGAGCCCUAGUAUUGGCAGAUCCUUCUCAGACAGAGGUAGAAAAAGCCCUCUAGUACAGGAUCGUUAUGGUUCUUCAAACUAUGGUCAUUAUGGUACUUUCCCAUAUUCAUCUCCCAGAUAAGACUGCGUCCAUAAAACUUCUUGAACGUAUUUGGUUAGUGGCUGGAUAGUGACAGCUGUCCUUUGUAUUCGGUUCUAUCACAAAUCAUAAGUAAGGGACAGCAUAAUCCUUCAUCCGAGGAGUCAGAAAGCAUAAAAAGGGAAGAUUCCUCGCAUUUUGAACUGCGGAUGGCUGUUGGGAUGAGAGAGCAUCUGCAGAUAGCUACGAGGUAUAUUUCUCGUUGGUGUAAUUUUGAGCACAGCUGUUCAUGUGAAGAUGUCUAAGCAAUUCUGGCUGCGGGUACAUUGUACAUUUGGCAUCUUGGGACUUGUUAUAUGAGAGCUGCGAAAGACAUGCAUUCUCCGAAUUGUACAUUGUACAUUUGGCAUCUUGGGACUUGUUAUAUGAGAGCUGCGAAAGUCUCCGAAUUGUCUCGUGGUAAAC
Sesamum indicum (sesame) is the source of this 2384-nucleotide messenger RNA. RefSeq lists its product as uncharacterized. Gene Ontology annotation, molecular function: RNA binding; zinc ion binding. Gene Ontology annotation, biological process: RNA processing. The record is from RefSeq and is a predicted model, not a curated record. NCBI's taxonomy places the organism in Eukaryota, Viridiplantae, Streptophyta, Magnoliopsida, Lamiales, Pedaliaceae. Gene Ontology annotation, cellular component: catalytic step 2 spliceosome.